UACCCAGAAUGUGGAAACAGUCUUGCCCAAGACAUUGAUCUCAAAACACGCCAACACCUCCUUACCGAAGAAAAGCUGUAUCAGUGCUUGGAGUGCGGGAAAAGUUUUAACUGCCAAGCUAAUCUGAAAGUACACCAGCGCAUUCACACGGGAGAGAAACCGUAUAAUUGCCUUCAGUGCGGGAAGAGUUUUGCACAGUCGGGUCAUUUUCAACAACACCAGCGCGUUCAUACGGGAGAAAAGCCGUAUCAGUGUUCGGAUUGUGGGAAGAGCUUUACUCGUCAAGCUAAUCUCCGGACGCACCAACGCACUCACACCGGCGAGAAUCGGCAUCAGUGCUCACAGUGUGGAAAGAGUUUCACUUACCGAAGUAAUCUCGAAAUACACCAGCGUGUUCACACCGGAGAGAAGCCGUAUAACUGCGUACAGUGCGGGAAGAGUUUUGCGCAAGUGGGUCAUUUUCAACAACACCAGCGCGUUCACACGGGAGAAAAGCCGUAUCGGUGCUCGCAUUGUGGAAAGAGUUUUGCACAAGUGGGUCAUCUUCAACGGCACCAGACCGUUCACACCGGAGAGAAGCCGUAUCGCUGUUCGCUGUGUGGAAAGUGUUUUGCCGAAAGUGGUACUCUUACAUCACACAUGCGCGUUCAUACAGGAGAGAAGCCAUAUCGCUGCUCGCAAUGUGGAACGCGUUUUACCAAAAGCGGUAGCCUCAAAGCACACAUGCGUAUUCAUACAGGAGAGAGACCUUUCCAAUGCUUACAGUGUGGGAAGAGUUUUUAUUGCCGGAGCCCUCUCCUAAUACAUCAGCGUAUUCACACGGGAGAGAAACCGUUCCAAUGCUUACAGUGUGAGAAGAGUUUUUAUUGCCGAAGCCGUCUGCAAGUACAUCAGCGCAUUCAUACGGGAGAAAGACCGUUUCCCUGCUUUCAGUGUGGGAAGAGUUUUUACUGCCGGACCCAUCUCCAAAUUCAUCAGCGCAUUCACACGGGAGAGAGACCGUUCCACUGCUUACACUGUGGGAAGAGUUUUUAUUGCCGGACCCAUCUCCAGAUACAUCAACGUAUUCACACCGGAGAGAAACCGCAUGUCUGCUCACAGUGUGGCAAGAGUUUUAGUCUGCUGAGUAGUCUCAAAGUACACCAGCGCGUCCACACGGGAGAGAAGCCGUAUCAUUGCCUACAGUGUGGGAAGAGUUUUGCACAAGUAGGUCAUCUCCAACAACACCAGCGCGUUCACACCGGACAAAAGCAGCAUCACGGAGCACGAGUGGCUCAACCUCAAAAAGUCCAACCUGUUCACAUGGGACAGAAGUUGUAUCGCUGUACACGGUGUGGGAAGAGUUUUACUAGGCGUCGUGCUCUCAAAGCACACGUGCGCAUUCACACAGGAGAGAGACCCUAUAACUGCCUUCAGUGUGGCAAGAGUUUUUAUUACUGGACCUACCUCCAAAUACACCAGCGCAUUCACACAGGAGAGAAGCUGUAUAUCUGCACGCAGUGUGGCAAGAGUUUCGGUCUGCUGAGUACUCUCAAAGUUCACCAGCGCGUUCACACUGGAGACAAGCCGUAUGUCUGCUCCCAGUGUGAAAAGAGUUUCAGACUGCUGAGUAAUCUCCAAGUGCAUCAACGCAUUCACAAGUCAUAUCUCUGAUCACAGAAUGCAUACCCUGUUCUGUACCUUGAUAAAGUAACGGUAUCCAUCUUAUCUUUCACGCAGGUGGAAUCAGCAGUCAUGUAUUAAGCUUGUAGGAGAAAGAAAUGCCCCGUUCAUGGGUGCGCAUCAGAUGCUUACCUUAUUUAUUAAUUCAUCUUCUGGAAAUGUUAUCACUAGUCAUGGUGGUUUAAAUGAGUAUUUUGUUCAUAUUUUAAGGAACAGAAGCAACAUAUUUAUUUGUUAGUGAAUAUUGCAGACAGGUGCAAACAAAAACACUAACUGUAAGCAGACGGGUUGUUUGAGAGUGUCUGCGGGAGCAGGUGGGAGGGAAAGUUUUUUUUUUUUUUAAAUUUAUAAAGAAGUGUCCUGUCCACACCUCUACUCGCGAGCAACCACGUGUAUUCUUGAUUUGAUAUUGUGCAAGUUACUUUUUUAAGUUGUCACUGAUUUGGAAGUCCUGGCUAAACAUAAUAAAUUCAUCAAUAAUGUGUAACCCAAAGUAUUUAAUCUAGCUGUUGUGGAGACAUUAUUUAUAUUAUUAUAAUAAUAUUAAGUCCAGUCUCCAAUUCUUUCUGUGUAGGAUUUUUAAAAACUCUGUUCGUUUCUGAGUAGGAUUUCAGUUUGGUUUCUGGAAGAAUCCGAGUACAGAAUCAGCACAGGCGAAACUUCUCCUGGAUUGUGUAAAUCCUCCACGCCCCAGUUUGUUAACACACUAACUGAAAGGGUUCAGAGCCUAACAAAGUGUAAGAUAGUGUCCCACAAAGAUCUCUUUUAGGGUCCCCUACUCUUCUUUCCUUGUAUUCAGCACAUGGAACAUUUAUCCCUUAAAGUCCCCCCCCCCCCCCAAAUUUAAAAUAGGUGUUUCAGAGCUUUUUGUACCUGUCCCUUUGUGUUAUGGAUUCCAAUAUAAUAGAAGAUAAUAUAAUAAAAUAUAAUAAGUAACAAAUAAGUAGUUUUGAGAUAUUGUUUUAAUAUUAUAGAUAGUCACUUCCAAGAAGGCUUUUGGAACGUUUUACAAUGGUUCAUCUUGUGUUCAUCCUAUUAAAUGUUCUCUACAACGUACAUGCCCUGCCCUACUAGCUAGGUUUGUUUGUUUGUUUGUUUGUUUGUUUUUGGCUGUGCGUCUUCCCGCCAGACUUUUUACAACACAGUGGCCAGGUUAAGACACAAUGACUACAAUGAGUGGCAAUCCAUGAUGUAAUGUGGCACCCCCUAUGUAUGAUAACCUGCAAUGGCCUGAGUAGGGUCCCAAUCAGACAUAAAGGGCACACACCUUAACAACUUUUUUGUUGUUGUGGAGUCAACUACAUAAAAGUCAUAGCUGAUAUACACUCCCCAGGCGCUUUAUUAGGAACACCUGUAUACCUGCACAUGCAUGCAGUUAUCCAAUCAGCCAUGCAGAUACAGGUCAAGAGCUUCAGGUAAUGUUCACAUCAAACAUCAGAAUGGGGAAUAAGUCUGAUCUCUGACUUUAACCAUGGCAUGGUUGUUGGUACCAGAUGGGCUGGUUUGAGUAUUUCAGAAACUGCCCAUCUCCUGGGAUUUUCACACACAACAGUCUCUAGAGUUUACACAGAAUGGUGUGAAAAACAGAAAACACUGAGCGAGUAACAGUUCUGUGGGUGGAAACGCCUUGUUAAUAAUAGAGGUCAGAGAAAUAUGAUGAGAUUGGUUUGAGCUGCCAGGAAGGAUAUAGUAACUCAAAUAAUCACUUAAAUACUAAAAUCCGCCUGCUUGGCUGAUUUAAUGACUGCAUGAAUGUACAUGUGUUCCUAAUGUCAUGUCUUCUUCAGCUUUCAACACAAGCUUCAUUUCCUAUAAUAUUCCACAACUGCUAACCAUAUCUGCUACAGAUUCCCUUUUCCACAAUACAUUACUAUAAUCACAUGAUCAUAUCCACAGUCGCAGUAUCUGGAAUUCUGACUGCAAACACCUGUAACACCUGUAACGGCAUCAGACUUUAAUUAGAGUGUUGCAAAGUCUUAUUCCUAGUUAUUCCAGUGACAUAUCUGAGCCUACAUUGCUCUGUUGCUGAUCACCUGAUUUUGGAUUUGCCCUUCUAGUUUGCCUUCUCUGUGGACUUUAAUCAAUAAAACUCUGUAUUUGCAUCCAACUCUCUGCAUUAUUUGUGACAACAUAACAUUAGGUAACAUCUGAAUUACAUUACAGCGAUGAAUUCAACCUAAUAAGAGACUGAAGAAAUCCAGUGUUAUGAUUCCAAUUAAUGAAAUUCCUGUUUGUUUGUUUGUUUUUCUAACUGUAGGAAAUAGUUCACUUCUGUGUUAAGCUAGCUAAACUUGCCUGGUCUAUGCAUUAGCAGAAUGAUGAAUAAACGUUAAAACUUCCCAGUAGUAGUGUGUGUU
Messenger RNA from Ictalurus furcatus (blue catfish), 4019 nucleotides. Its product is annotated as zinc finger protein 658B-like. The annotation marks the transcript as partial. Gene Ontology annotation, cellular component: transcription regulator complex; PcG protein complex. Gene Ontology annotation, biological process: regulation of transcription by RNA polymerase II. The record is from RefSeq and is a predicted model, not a curated record. Gene Ontology annotation, molecular function: RNA polymerase II cis-regulatory region sequence-specific DNA binding; DNA-binding transcription factor activity, RNA polymerase II-specific. The transcript has a single exon. NCBI's taxonomy places the organism in Eukaryota, Metazoa, Chordata, Actinopteri, Siluriformes, Ictaluridae.